This is a messenger RNA of Pristis pectinata (smalltooth sawfish), 327 nucleotides long. Its product is annotated as coiled-coil domain-containing protein 157-like. Lineage: Eukaryota; Metazoa; Chordata; Chondrichthyes; Rhinopristiformes; Pristidae. The transcript has a single exon. The record is from RefSeq and is a predicted model, not a curated record. The coding region runs from base 76 to 327 and encodes 83 amino acids.
CUAUUGCAGCAGGAGUUACCUUAUGAUUAAAUAAUCUGAAUUUGCAGUGAAAUAGUGUGUCAAAGAACAUUUAAAAUGACAUUACUUCUAGGAAAUCAAAAUUGUUUGGAUGGUUUGCGCAAGGAUGUCACAGAUCUACAAGGGAUAAUCAUAGAUGUGUUUUCGCGGGUUGGUGCAGUUCGUUAUCCAUCAUGGAAGUUUCCAGACAAAACAUCAUGUGAUUUGGAUCUUGUUACUUUACUGGAGCAUUUUGAUUAUAUGGAAGAUGACCCAGAAUUCACACAGCAUUCUCAUGUUGUGCUGUUUGAACUAGUGAUUGACAGGUAA